Molecule: messenger RNA, 450 nt
Organism: Telopea speciosissima
Lineage: Eukaryota; Viridiplantae; Streptophyta; Magnoliopsida; Proteales; Proteaceae
Exons: 3
Coding region: 76-432 (118 amino acids)
Source: RefSeq, a predicted model, not a curated record
CUUUGAUUACUUACUGCUUCUCUCUCUCUCUGUUCGAGUCUCUCUUUUUUCUACAAGUGGUGAAGGAGUUCAACAAUGGCAAAGUCAAUGAGAUCGAAGAGGGAAAAGAGAUUGAGGACUCUCAGAAGAGAGAUAGUAGAGCCUUUCUAUGAAAAAAAAGAAGUUGCAAAGCUUGCUGCUCAAGAAGCAGCUCUAGCCGCUCCGAAGCUCCCUGUACGUCCCAUCAACAGCAACAGCCCUAAGAUGGAAAUUGCCACCACUUCGAAUGCAAGCAUGGAUGUGGAGAUGGCUGAUGGGGGAGACACAAAUAAUCGGAACUUGGGCUCUUUAAAACCUAUUGGUGGUGUAGGGAAGAAGUGGAAAAAGAAAUCGAAGAUGCAUAAAGGCAAGCAUCAUGGAAAGGGGAAGAUCAGGAGGAAGCACAAUAUAUAACCAUGAUACAGGCAAGCA